This is a messenger RNA of Ostreococcus tauri, 1422 nucleotides long. Its product is annotated as Zinc/iron permease. The record is from RefSeq and is a predicted model, not a curated record. The coding region runs from base 1 to 1422 and encodes 473 amino acids. Lineage: Eukaryota; Viridiplantae; Chlorophyta; Mamiellophyceae; Mamiellales; Bathycoccaceae. Gene Ontology annotation, molecular function: zinc ion transmembrane transporter activity. The transcript has a single exon. Gene Ontology annotation, biological process: zinc ion transmembrane transport; intracellular zinc ion homeostasis. Gene Ontology annotation, cellular component: membrane.
AUGCGGGCGUUGGGCGGGCUCGGUGGUGGCAUCGCGAUCGUCGCGAGCGCGCUGGUGACGCGCGGGGUGCGCGCGUUGGACGCGCGCGCCUUCGAAUGGGCUGGAAUCUUUGAGACACCGGAGAAUGAAUACGUGUGGCAGGCGCAAAAGGUGGCCGACGCGUACGCGGACGCGACCAUGAAAAUGGUCAUCUACGGCGAAAGCGUCGCGGGACACGAUGAGCUCGAAGCACGCGAGAGCAUCGGUGAUACUGCGAUCGGAGGAAAUUGCCCGACUGUUAAAACACGAGAUAGUGUUUUGAUACCAGGUAGUGGGUGUGUCAACCUUGAAUUUAGCAACUCCUGGCACACGACGCCGUUCAAGAUAAAUACGACGGACAUCGCCGCCGUCUCAAUCUUCACUGAGCACAUUCCCACCGAGUUCGAGCGCGACGCGCAUUAUCUCAAGGACCUCAACGGCAAUGAUGUGGAGCCAAAAGCUUCGCUACCGGAAACUUCCACCGUAACGAAGUCGAAACCAUGGGCCAACGCCAUCGGAGCGGCAAUCGUCGUCAACACUGUCACACUUUGUGGUGUAGCCUUUCUCGUCCCAGGUAUCGCCGAGAAGCAGAAAAAGUUUCCCGAACUGGUAAGCUGCAUUAUUAACUCGUUUUCCGCCGGUGCACUUCUUUCAGCUGCGUUUUAUCUGAUGUUUUACGAAGCCACGCAUUUAAUCAAACCUGCUGGCUCAGAUGAGGCAGAGCAAACCGCGUGGUGGGCUUCCGCUUCGAUUUUCGGCUUUCUCAUGGCCUAUUUCAUCGACUUUGCUAUUGCUGUUGUGUUCCCUUCUCGUGGAAAUACAGUAAAGACAACUGACGAAGAACUUGCGGCCAAGGGCGCUCGAGAUGACUGCGAUACGUGUAAAUCACACAAGUAUCGCGUUCGAGGUGGUAUCAUUCUUGGAGAUUUCACGCACAACCUAGUGGAUGGUAUUUUCAUUGGCUUUGGCUUUCUGAACUGUGGCACCACUAUGGGAUGGUCGAUCACCGCCGCGACUGUGUAUCACGAAAUCGCUCAAGAGCUCGCUGAUUACUUGGUACUCGUAGACCCCUUCCAGGGCGAUCUCGCGCCGUUACCGACGCUGAGCUUAAACUUCGUUUCCGGCAUGAGUGUCAUUCUUGGCGUCCUCAUUAGUGUUGGAUCGGGAAAUAAAAACGACUUCCUGCAUGGACUUCUGCUUGCCUUCGGUGCUGGAGUCUAUUUGCAAAUCGCCGCAGCGGAGUGCAUGCCCCGAGUAUCAGUGAGCGCGACUUCACCACGUCUUCGCGCGACAAGUAUUCUCACGUUCAUCGUCGGCGUUAUCGCCAUCAGUCUCGUGCUCCUUAAUCACAAGCAUUGCACGGUCGCUGUCGAUGGUGGAGACUCAAACGCACAUUUGCACUAA